AUGGCAAGCUUUAUUAUGAAACAAAUGGUUGGUGGAAAAUUGAAUGAAAUGAAAGGUGGAAUCGACAAACUUACCGGUGAUAAAGAUGGUGAAGGUGGCGAAAAGACAGAAUCUGGUGAAGAUCCGGAAGUUGUUGCAGCACGUUUGGAGCAAGAAGAACGACGUAAAGAACGUCAUCGUAAAAUGGAACGUGAACGUGAAAAAAUGCGUCAAGAUAUUCGUUCGAAGUAUAAUAUUCAAAAGAAAGAAGAUUGCAUUGGUAAUGCACCAUUUAAUACAUCAAUGGAUGGUCGUAUCGUUGGUCCAUUGAAGAAAACACCGCAACAAAUAGCACAAGAAAUGGAAGAUGACGAUAGUCUGAUCGGUCAACUUGGUUUAACCGAACAUGUUGAAAAAGCAAAAACUGUCGUAAAUGAAGCAUUGGAAACGGUUAAAAACUUUUUACCAUUUGGAAAAUAA
Cercopithifilaria johnstoni is the source of this 459-nucleotide messenger RNA. The record is from the annotation of a GenBank genome assembly. Lineage: Eukaryota; Metazoa; Nematoda; Chromadorea; Rhabditida; Onchocercidae.